UACAAUAUGCGUGGUGGAGAAAAUCUGGAAUUGAAACUCAGUGGCAAAACAUGUGGACUCUCUUGUUUCCAAGAAUCACACCUCACAAACAUAUCCGCAAACGGAAAAUCCUCAAAUCUAAUGGAGUUUUGAAUGGCUUCCGUCCCGCUCGGCUGUUUCUUGCCUCUUCAAACGCGGCGGCGCAUACUUUGCUGUGCUUCCACAGCUUCAACCCCGCACAGUCUCAGCCAAACCAGAGGCACCUUAAAACCGAUCGUCGUCAAUGGUGAUCCGCCCACUUUCGUCUCCGCCCCCGGCCGCCGAAUAGUCGCGGUCGGGGAUUUGCAUGGAGAUCUUGAUAAAGCUAAGUAUGCACUUCAGAUGGCUGGUGUCUUGAGUUCCGAUGAUCAAAACUUAUGGGUUGGUGGACAAACGGUUCUGGUUCAGCUUGGAGAUAUACUUGACAGGGGUGGAGAUGAAAUUGCAAUUUUGUCCUUACUGAAGUCAUUAGAUAUGCAGGCAAAAGCUAAUGGGGGUGCAGUUUUCCAGGUUAACGGAAAUCAUGAAACCAUGAAUGUGGAAGGCGAUUUUAGAUAUGUAGAUUCUGGUGGCUUCGACGAGUGUGCUGCCUUCCUGGAACACUUGGAAAUCUGUGAGCAUAACUGGGAAGAAGCAUUUGUUGGUUGGUCUAGUGUAUCAAAGAGAUGGAGAAAAGAUCAUAAGGUGCCAAAGAAUCCAUGGGGUCCCUGGAAUUUGGUAAAGCAGCAGAAAGGAGUCAUUGCAAGAUCAAUUCUCCUAAGACCAGGGGGUCCAUUGGCAUUUGAAUUGGCGCACCAUGCUGUUGUUCUCAAAGUCAAUGACUGGGUAUUCUGUCAUGGCGGCCUUCUUCCUCAUCAUGUUGAAUAUGGCAUAGAGAGGAUGAAUACAGAAGUAUCAUACUGGAUGAAAGGCCUUAGCAUGGAUGAUCAUCCCCCCUUUAUUGCCACCAGAGGCUAUGAUAGUGUAGUGUGGAGCCGUUUGUACUCGAGAGACAUGUCAGAUCUGGAAGAUUAUCAGAUCAAUCAGAUCCAAUAUAUUCUUCGUGAUACGCUUCAAGCAGUAGGUGCCAAGGCAAUGGUGGUGGGGCAUACUCCACAAAUCACAGGAGUAAAUUGUGAAUUCAACUGUAGCAUUUGGCGAGUUGAUGUGGGGAUGUCUAGUGGGGUCCUUGACUCAAGGCCUGAGGUUCUAGAAAUAAGAGAAGGUGAAGCGAGGGCAAUCAGGAGCAGAAGAGAUAGAUAUAGUGAGCUCCAAUUAGUUGAUUAUACAUAGAAAGCAUGGGAGGCUUCUAGGUAUAUCCAAUUCUCCUUCACACGAAGUUGCUCACAUAAUUUAAUACUAAAUCAUAUUCACACUCGAAUGCUUCUUUCCCAUCUUCAUCCUUUCCUCCCUACAUACAUUUGAAAAUUGAAAUAAUGACCACUCCUCAUAUAUCUCUAUUGUUUAUCAUCAGAGCUUUACUUUGGAUUUGAAAUCAAAUUCACCGGAAUAUCUUAUGUCUACAUUCUAAACACCUUCCUCGAAUGUUGUAAACUGAUCUCCCUUAUUCAUGCUCCGGUCCACCUGAAGAUCUCCGGAGCUCAUUCAGGUGUAAUGAGGGCUAAACGGAUAGUAAUAACAGAGGAUGCAUCAAAAUACCUACGUUGGAAGCAUUGUCCGGUGCACAAGAUGUCUCUGAAUUGUGGAAUGAAACCAAGGAGAAGAAGACAGACAGACACCUUCUAUACACAGACAGCUAUAUGUACAGUACAGAUUAGUGACAUUGAGAAACUUCACUGUAUAUAAAAAGUUGAUUACAGUGUUACUACUUUAAUGGCUUCCAUUAUUUGAAGUGGAGGUACCCAGAUUUAUAUACUAUUAUGGAGACAUUACUUUAGUUU
Molecule: messenger RNA, 1898 nt
Organism: Salvia miltiorrhiza (redroot sage)
Lineage: Eukaryota; Viridiplantae; Streptophyta; Magnoliopsida; Lamiales; Lamiaceae
Product: shewanella-like protein phosphatase 1
Exons: 9
Coding region: 133-1290 (385 amino acids)
Molecular function (GO): hydrolase activity
Source: RefSeq, a predicted model, not a curated record